Molecule: messenger RNA, 1579 nt
Organism: Tripterygium wilfordii
Lineage: Eukaryota; Viridiplantae; Streptophyta; Magnoliopsida; Celastrales; Celastraceae
Product: WAT1-related protein At4g19185-like
Exons: 7
Coding region: 82-1401 (439 amino acids)
Cellular component (GO): plasma membrane
Molecular function (GO): transmembrane transporter activity
Source: RefSeq, a predicted model, not a curated record
ACUGAGCAAGGCUGAGGUUUCUCUUUCUCUGGUUAUUUGUGAGUUGUGAGAGUGACGAGUUCUGAACUUCUGAUUACUAACAUGCUGUUUCCUUGUGAAUCAAUCAAAAAUCAAAUCACCAACCAAGACAGUUCUACACCAACCAAGGGAAUUCUAGCAUAUAUGUUUGUUGGGUUUCUUUCCCCCUCUGGUAAAAGACGAAGGAAGGGUGAGAUGGCGGCAUCUGCAAGUGCAGGUGGUGUUGCUGUAGAUAGAGAGGCAUGGAGAGCGCAUGUUGGCAUGGCAAUGGUGCAGCUGUUCAACGGAGGGUAUCACGUCAUCACCAAAGUGGCCCUCAACGUUGGAGUCAACCAGAUCGUCUUCUGCGUCUUCCGAGAUCUCCUCGCCCUCGCCAUCCUCGCCCCCGUCGCCUAUGUCCGUGAAAAGAGGGUUCGACUGCCUGUGACUAAACCGCUCCUCUUGUCAUUCUUCUUUCUUGGCUUAACUGGGAUAUUUGGAAAUCAGCUUUUGUUUCUUAUUGGUCUUAGCUACACGAAUCCCACUUAUGCUGCUGCAAUACAGCCGGCAAUUCCAGUAUUUACAUUUCUCUUCGCAGUUAUGAUGGGUACAGAAAGAGUGAAUUUGUUCCGAACUGAAGGUCAGGUCAAGGUAGUAGGUACUCUAGUCUGUGUUUGUGGAGCUGUAUUGAUGGUACUAUUCCGUGGUCCAUCUGUGUUCGGUUAUAAAGAGACAGAUUUUGUAGCACAUAGUGAAAUAAGUGCCAGGGGGCAACCAGAGCCUGCAGGAUGGUUAGUAUCUAGUUUUCUUCAGUUGGGACUUGACCAUUGGCACGUUGGUGUCCUAUGCUUAAUAGGGAACUGCAUGUGCAUGGCUGCUUUUCUAGCCAUUCAGGCUCCAGUUUUAAAGAAGUAUCCUGCCAGCCUUUCAGUCACAGCAUAUUCGUACUUCUUUGGUGCUGUGUUGAUGGUAAUAACAGGAUUCUUUAUGACCGGUGAAUCGACAGAGUGGAAUUUGACGCAAUCAGAACUUUUCGCAGUCAUCUAUGCGGGAGUUGUAGCGUCUGCCCUUAACUAUGGACUCAUAACAUGGUCCAACAAGAUCUUGGGACCUGCUUUGGUUGCUCUCUACAAUCCACUUCAGCCUGCAGCAUCUGCUUUUCUCUCCAGAAUGUUUCUUGGAAGUCCUAUAUAUCUUGGAAGCAUUUUAGGAGGCAUUCUGAUUAUCGCUGGUCUUUAUUCCGUAACGUGGGCAUCCUAUAGAGAAAGGCAAACAACUGUAGGAAUCAUUCCUCAGACCACUCGGUCCUCCGAACCUCUCAUUCACAAAGAUGCAUCGAGUAACAAGAUUUCUUAUAGAGGGCACAUUUUCUCAGGGUCGUCCUCGCCCAAACCCCUGGAUUAAGCAUAGUUGUGAUGAGAUGGGAUGGUUUUGAUGUACAAGUUGUGGUAGUUCUGUGCAAAUCUAUACCAGCCUUGGUUCAGAGAGAAUAUAAAACAUUAUGUUUUUCCGGUACUCAUUAGAUAAUGACUCUUUACAUAAUCAAUCAAUAGAGGAUAUGAUUCAAUAUUUCACUUGUUCA